CUUUCAACCUUAGUGCAUAUUGAUAAAUUGGUAUUUAUAGCCAGCAUAUUUAAGCGUUAAUAGGUUGUUUCUUUUAAAGUUUGUUCAUAUCAAAAACCAUGUGUGUCUUUAUGCACUACAUUCAGGUGUGAAUAACACUAAUUAUUUUCAUAAAAGUAAUCAAAAGAAUAUUAAAUACAAACCUUUUAAAUCAGAGGACAGUUUGCAAUAUCUAUUGCAAAAUGGCAACUUUCGGAGGUUCAGUGCUCAACAGUUCAGACAUAGUUAAUGACUACGUUUGUGGUGCUUGCGAAAGUAAAAAUAUUGAUGAAAGUGCUGAUUAUUUUUGUGGAACAUGUACGAAGUUUUUCUGCGGAAAAUGCAUUCGUCAUCAUGAUCAAUUAUACGCAAAUCAUUCCAAAUAUGGAAGAGGAGAACCAAAGAAAUGGCCUCUUGCGAAGAAAACUGAGGAUUUGCUUUUGAAAUGUGAUGUCCACAACAAUAAGAAAAUAAAAAUGUUUUGUCAGGACCACAGUCAGCUGUGCUGCUCUGAUUGCGUUUUGUUGAACCACAGACAGUGUGCCAAUGUGGCUUUAAUUUCUGAGUCAGUGAAAAAGCUGUCACUUGAUAUGCAACAGUUAUCAAACAACCUGCAAACUAUUCUUAAUGACCUAUGCAAGUUUAAGAGUACACAAGAGGCCAGCAUUCAGACUGUGGAGGUAUCAUAUAGUGAUAAAUUGCAAGACAUCAGAGACAUGCGUCAGAAACUUAAUGCUGCUUUGGAUAAACUAGAAAAUGCAACAUUGAAAGAUCUCGGUGAAUAUAGGGCAGCAUUGCAAACCUCUCUAAAGAAAGAUAUUUACAACUGCAGCAGACUGAAGGAUGAACUGCAACAACUCAGUGAAGCUGUACAGGACCUUGUUGAAAUGAGCAAACAUGAUCUUGAGUUCAUAGCCAGCAGAAAAUGUCUUCAUAAAAUACAGGAGUCUGAGACAUUUCUGAAGGAGAACCCCAUGAAGGCUCAGAAGACAAUGAUAUUCCAGGCAGAUAUUGACCUCGAGAAGUAUCUGUAUACAAAGUCAAGUCUAGGGUUGAUUGUAGACAGUAUGCAGUCUCCAACAUUAAAUUUGAAUCCAGACCAGGUGAUGACUGUGAAGAGGAGGUCUGAGUAUAAGGUGAGCAUAUCAAGUGACAAAAGUCAGUCUUACUGCAUUGAAGGCAUUUGCAGCCUGCCUAAUGACCAGGUCAUUGUUUUAGAUAGUAAUAAUAAAAGAGUGAAGCUGUUGAACCAGCACUAUGCUGUGACCAGCCACUGUGAUGUUUCUGGUACCCUAGAAGAUAUUUGCCAGAUCACAUCAAGUGAGGUGGCUGUGACUGUUCAGAGUGGUGUUGUGCAGUUUAUCUCUGUGAUAAAUGGGCAGCUGGUGAAUGGAAGGAAGUUUCAGUUACAGCAUAGCGCUACUGGAAUUGCCCACCAUCAGGGAGCAUUGUAUAUCACAUCUCGCAAUGCUCUGUACCACUACAACAUGACCGGGAAACUUGUGAAAAAGCUGUAUGAGGAUACAGGUGGCAUUACUGCAGUGGGGAAGUGUGCAGUGAGUCCUGCUGGUGACAGGAUCUAUGUCACCAACUAUGACCAGCACAAGCUCCUCACACUGACCACAGAUGGCAACCUGAUAUCCUCCUUCGCUGACCCUGAGCUGAAAGAACCAUAUGGUGUACACAUCACACCUGCAGGACAGGUCCUUGUCUGCGGAUACACCUCCGGUACUGUCAUACAGGUGGAUCAUGAUGGGAAAAAGAAUCUGGCAACUCUGCUUUCACAGAAAGAUGGACUUCCAUUGUCUGUCUGCUUCAACUCCAACAAGAACUCAAUCAUUUUGGGACUAACGAAUGGCAAAAUUAUUGCUAUGGAAUUGCACUAGGUCAUCCUGUUAAAAAACUAUUUAUAUUUACUAAGUUGUAAAUGUAAUGUUCAUGUUACCUAUGAAUUACAACACAAUAAGCAAUAACAGUUUAUACUAAUAGGCUAUGAAAACAAAUAUUCAUAAAGUUUAUCUUUUGUUAUUGACUAUUACGGUAAUUUUUAUUAUUUUCAAUGCUUUAACAAAUUUUCCAUUAAAAACAAGCAUGCUAGAAAAAGAUCGUGAUGUUCUAAAAUCUGGAUUCAUGUUAAAUGGUGUUUGUCACCAACCCAAUAAAAUAUAUGAAUGCCUAUCAUUUUAUACACAUAUAUUGAGAUUUAUUACUGUUUGAUUUAAGUCUGCUCUCUUCUGUCCUGUUCAACCUUUUCUUGAGAAGAUAAUGCAGGGGACUCCCCAUGACCACCACAGCUCUAUCUCCAUCCAUGGAAGACCCAUCUCCAACUUGAGAUUCGCUGAUGACAUUAACCUCAUGGGUGGCACCAGCAGUAAACUUCAAGAUCUCACUAACUGACUCUAUGAAAGAGCAAGAGCAUAGAGGAUGGAGGUAAUUACAGAGAAAUUGAAGAUAAUGGUGAACAGCACCAGGCAGACAUCACCAUGAACAAAGAGAAGCUAGAAGAAGUGUCUCCUUCAAGUACUUGGUAGCAACCCUGUCAAAGGAUGGUACCAGUACCGCUGAGGUCUGAAUAAGAAUUGCCAUGGCGACCGCAGCAAUGGCGGGACUGAACAGGUUGUAGACAAGCAGUUCCAUCAGCUACCCCACAAAGUACAGGCUCUUCAAGUCCCUCGUGGUCUCCAUCCUACUCUAUGGCUGCAAGACCUUGACACUACAUGGAGACACAGAAUGCAAGAUACAGGCAUUUGAACAUUAAUGUCCCCAAAGACUGCUUCGCAUCUCCCACACACAGCACAAGACCAACUAGUACGUCUGAAACAUGACUGCAACACUUGUUGGUCCACAAGAGCCCCUACUGGCGACCGUCAAACGAGGAAAGUUUGGACACAUUACCAGGUACAACUCUCUUUGCAAGACUGUUCUCCAGGGCAUGCUACAGGGAGGUCGACCUCGAGGCUGUCAAAUAAAAGCUUGGUGGACGAUGUAAAAGAGUGGACAUCCCUGUCAUGGAUGAAUUACUCUCAGCAGCACACAACAGACCUGACUGGAGGAGGAUUUCUGUAUCAUUGUCGCUGAUUUCCCCCCAAUGGCCAAACAGGUCAAGGGAUUGUUGAUGAGGAUGAUGAGGAUGAUAAAUGCACACUUGAUGAUGAUUAAUGCACAAUUGAUGAUGAUUAAUGCACACUUAAUGAUGAUUAAUGCACACUUGAUGAUGAUUACUGUACAAUUGAUGAUGAUUAAUGCACACUUGAUUAUGAUUAAUGCACAAAUGAUGAUGAUUAAUGCACACUUGAUGAUGAUUAAUGCACAAUUGGUUAUGAUUAAUGCACACAUGAUGAUGAUUAAUGCACACUCGAGGAUGAUUAAUGCACACUUGCUUGUGUUUAAAAAUCUUUGACAUGUUUAACACAUCACUUAUGUAGAUUGCAUGCAAAUAAGUCUGAAUGAGCUGUGAAUCUUCUUUCAUAUGAUUUUCAAGCAAAUUUUAGGUUGCCUUGCCCAUGGAAUUUAAGUACAGAAAACGCAAGCCAAAUGGCUUAUUAUGUGUAAUAAUUAAAUGUUAGUUUUGGGUAUUUCUUGUUGUUAGUUGACCUGAAAUGUUGUAUUGUGGUACAGAUAGAUUAUAAAUUAUGUAAAUGUGUUUUUAUCAUAAUCUCAAACUUUCAGCUCCCUUUAAAAAAAAAGGAGAUUUACCGGGUCUUCAGGACCCAAUUUUAUAGAAAAUCACUAUUUAGCAGUGUUAUUUUAUUGAUUGCAUUACUUUUAUUGGGAAAAUAUAUAAUUGAUAUCACAAUGUAUGUGCUUUCUACGAUUUCCAAAGAAAAAAAUGCUUUUUCUGACAAAACAUUAAAAACAAAUAAGGAAACCUGUCUUUUUCUUGUUAGUGCACACUCGAUCGUGUUUUAGAAUACCUUGAACACAUUAACACAUCACUUAUGUGAUUUGCGUGCAAAUGAGUCUAAUGAGCUGUUAAUCUCGUUUUUAUAUGAUUUACAAGCAAAUCAUAGGUUGCCUUGCCUAUGGAAUCAACGUACAGAAAACACAAGGCACAUGACUUAUUAUGCGUCAUACUCAAAUGCGUGUUUGGGGUAUUUCUUGUUGACAGAAUGACCUGAAAUGUUGCAUUUGUAGUACAAAAAGAUUUAUAAUGAUUUAAAAUGAUGUUGAUGCCUUUUUUCCAUGAUCUCACAAGUUUCAGAGGUCCCUUAAAAUAAAACAACCAAUUCUUCAGGACCGAAUAUUAUAGAAAAUCACUAUUUAACUUUUUUUAUUGCUUUCAUUACUUUAAGCGGGAAAAUAAAUGAUUAAUACCAUUAUGUAUAUCCUUUUAUGAUUACAAAAGACAAACAUGAUUUUUUGGGUUAAAAAGUAGAAAAUAGGAACAGAAACCUGACUUUUGCGUCUUAGUUCUUACACAAUCAUGUUUUAAAAACCUUAAACAUGUUUGACACCUCACUUAUGUCAAUUGCAUGCAAAUAAGUCUUAAUGAGCUGUUUAAGGUUGCCUUGCCUACAGAAUCCAUUACAGAAAACGCAAUCAAGAUGGCCUAUCAUGUGUCAUACUCUAAUGCGUAUAAGGGGUAUUUUUAGUUAUCACAUUGACCUGUUAUCUUGUAUUUGUGGUACAAAUAGAAAAGUAUUUAUUUUUAAGAGUUCAUUUUAAGGUUAUAUUACGCUUAAUCAGUUUGUAUCCCACCAUGGCCUAUUCGAAAGUGGUGCCUAUUUCAUAAAGAGUCCCUUUUCUUUUCUUGUUUAAAAGCGAUUGAAGGAUCGAACCCAUGCUUUCUGUGAUAAUUGCCUGUAUGCCUAUGUUUGGUAAAUUAAAUUUGGAACUACGUUGAAA
Molecule: messenger RNA, 4863 nt
Organism: Dreissena polymorpha
Lineage: Eukaryota; Metazoa; Mollusca; Bivalvia; Myida; Dreissenidae
Exons: 3
Coding region: 222-1904 (560 amino acids)
Molecular function (GO): zinc ion binding; protein binding
Source: RefSeq, a predicted model, not a curated record